AUGGGUCUUUUAGAUGAUGACAACGAAUAUGUUGAAGCCAUUAAGGAAGGAAGUUUUGAAGCUCACUGUCGGUAUUUAAGAUCAUUAUUUGCGACAUUGCUUUUAACAAAUACGCUAUCAAGACCUGAAUUUGUGUGGGAGAAAACUUGGCAUUUACUAGGAGACGAUAUUCUAUACAAGCGUCGCAAAGAGACACAUAUCCCUGAUCUAAUGAUUCCUGAACAUCAUUUGAAGAAUCUUAUUUUGGUCGAAAUCGAGAAUUAUUUAAUUUCCAAUGGGUCAACCUUAAGUAGGUUUUCUAUGAUGCCCUUUCCAGACGAUGAUUCUUUACGUCAGGGAACUAAUCGUCUAAUCAAUGAGGAAUUAUCGCAUGACACACAUGAGUUGAAAAGUGAGUUUAGUCGAUUGAAAGAAUCUCUAACUGAAGAGCAGUUAAACGUUUUUAACGAAAUUGUCAAUGCAGUGGAAUGCCAAAGUGGAGGGUUGUUUUUCGUAUAUGGUUACGGUGGAACAGGGAAGACAUUUUUGUGGAAGACCUUGGCUUCUGCAAUCAGAUCUAAAGGUCAGAUAGUGUUGAACGUUGCUUCCAGUGGUAUUGCAUCAUUAUUAUUAUCUAGAGGAAGGACAGCACAUUCUAGAUUUAAAAUUCCCAUAAACUUGACAGAAGAUUCCAUGUGUUUCAUUAAGCCGAACGAUGACGUUGCUAAUCUUUUAAAAGAGGCAAAGUUGAUUAUAUGGGAUGAAGCCCCUAUGGUGCACAAGCAUGCGUUUGAGGCACUAGAUCGAACAAUGAAGGACAUUCUAUCGUCUUCUAUGAAUAACCAUUCUGAAGUACCAUUUGGAGGUAAAGUUAUUGUUUUUGGUGGCGACUUUAGACAGAUACUACCGGUUAUUCCAAAUGGUACUAGACAGCAGAUUGUUAAUUCAUCUUUGAGUUCUUCAUAUAUAUGGUCAGAGUGCAAGGUUUUAAAGUUAACAAAAAACAUGAGGUUGAGAAGUGGAGCUGAAUCAAGUAACAGCGAAUCGAUUAAGAAGUUUGCAAAAUGGCUGCUUGAUAUUGGUGAAGGAAACAUUGGUUCAGAAAACGACGGUGAAGCCCUUAUAGAGAUACCCGACGAUUUAGCAAUUACCGACUCAGAUGAUCCAAUUCAAAGUUUAAUCGACUUUGUUUGUCCUUCAAUUCUACAUCAGUAUAAAAAUCCUGGAUUCUUUUCAGAGAGAGCAAUUUUAGCACCAAAGAAUGAAGUAGUUCAUGAGAUUAAUGAUCGAUUACUUUCAUUAUUUCCAGGUGAAGAAAAAGAGUAUUUGAGCUCUGACAGUAUAUGUCAAACUGAGCAAGUUCUUGAUUCUUUUCAACAAGGUCUAUACUCUCCUGACAAUUUGAAUGCUCUGAAAAUAUCCGGUUUACCUAACCAUAGGUUGGUUCUCAAAGUUGGUGUUCCUGUGAUGCUUCUUCGAAACAUAGAUCAACAGAACGGAUUAUGUAAUGGUACUAGACUUCAAGUAACCCUUCUUGGUAAACGAGUAAUCGAAGCGGAAGUAAUAUCUGGCGGAAAUAUCGGCACAAGAGUUUUUAUUCCAAGGAUUAGUAUGGUUCCUUCAGACAAGAAGAUACAUUUUCAAUUUCAAAGAAGGCAAUUUCCUUUAUCAGUUUGUUUUGCUAUGACAAUUAACAAGAGUCAAGGGCAGUCGCUAUCUAGAGUUGGUUUAUAUUUAAAAGAUCUUGUUUUUACUCACGGCCAAUUGUACGUUGCUUUAUCAAGAGUCAAGAGCAGGGAAGCUGUUAAAAUUUUAUCAUUUGAUGGCAAUGGUAAACCUACAGCGAAGACAUCUAAUGUAGUGUACAAGGAGAUUUUUCGUAACUUAUAA
This is a messenger RNA of Helianthus annuus (common sunflower), 1869 nucleotides long. RefSeq names its product ATP-dependent DNA helicase pif1-like. Bases 1 to 1869 code for a protein of 622 amino acids. Gene Ontology annotation, molecular function: DNA helicase activity. Lineage: Eukaryota; Viridiplantae; Streptophyta; Magnoliopsida; Asterales; Asteraceae. The transcript has 2 exons. The record is from RefSeq and is a predicted model, not a curated record. Gene Ontology annotation, biological process: telomere maintenance; DNA repair.